Molecule: messenger RNA, 2028 nt
Organism: Entamoeba invadens IP1
Lineage: Eukaryota; Evosea; Mastigamoebida; Endamoebidae
Exons: 1
Coding region: 1-2028 (675 amino acids)
Source: RefSeq, a predicted model, not a curated record
AUGGAAAACUAUCCUACCCAAAACGAAGAUAGUUUUAUUGAUCGCAAACGAGAUUGUGACUUGACAGACUCUUUGACAACUAAAAAACGAGUGAGCCAAGAACUAUACUCAUCAAUUCCCGAAAUUUCAGUAUUAAAUGGUCCAAAAUUUUCACCAACAUCGAAUCCACUUCCUUUUCAACACUUUAUGAAUUCUGAAGGAAACAUCCAGGCUGUCCAAAACGAAUCUUUUAAACAGCCAGAGAUAUUCACACAAAUUUCUACAGGUCUACAAACUGAAUACCAAAAUGCCGUUUCAUCAUUUCCUAAACAAAAUAAUAUACCAUCUACUAUCGUUCCACCAAAUUUCGAGAUCCGAAACGAAAAUUGCGAAAAUGUAGAAACUACAAAAGUGAUUGCGGGUUUGGGAAAUUUAGACAACACUUCGGCACAACAAAUAACAAAUCAUCUCAACGUUGUUGAUCAACAAAAAAGAGAAAAAAAAGAAAUACCAAACAAAAAACAAAACAACAACAAAAACGAAAAUGUUAUUCAUGUGACUAAAGAACUCAAAAUUACAAUAGAAAAAAAUUUUGAAGAACAACCAACACAAGAAACAACUGAGGAAAAAGAAGAAAAACAUGUAGGAAAAAAAACAAGAAAAAAACGGACGAAAAAAGCCAAAAAAGAGAAAGUUGAAAAAGCUAUAACCCCCAAAUUGAGGUUUGGAAAAUCCCCGAAAAAAACAAAAGAAGACACCCCGCUUAUUCCGACAGUUCAGAUCUUGGAAAUCAAAAAAGAACAAAAUGAAAAUAAUGGAAAACAGUCGCCACUUUUAACACAAACGGAGAAACAGUUACCAAUUGAACAAAAAAUUGAAAAAACCGAAAAAACUGAAACUUUGGUUGAUGAAAAAGUCGAAGUUAAAUGUGAAGAAAAAAAUAUAGAAAAUAAAAAAAGUGAACAAAAAGACGAAAAAAAAGAGGAAAAUGAAGAAAAAGAAAAUUGUGGUGGAACGAGCAAUGAACAAAAGGUGAAAGAGAUUGAAACACAACCCACGAAUGAGGAAAUAAAAAAAACAGAUGAACCGCUCAUUCCGCCAUCGAUGAUCUUGGAAAUAAAAACUCAAGUUGAAGAAACAACUAGUUCUAAAAUGGAGGAAGAACCCGGAAAAAAGGAAGAAAAAGAAGAUAAAAAAGAAACAAAUACCGAAAAUAACAAAAGUGAACAAAAAGAUGAACAAAAAGAGGAAGAUAAAAAAGAAGAAGUAAAAAAAGAAAAUAAAAAAGAAAACGAAGAUGGAACGAGCAAUGAACAAAAUGAGAGAGAGAUUGAAACCCAUUGGAACGAGAAGACAGAAGAAGCCAAAAAAAUGGAGGAAGAAAGUGAAGAAACAGACACAGAGGCGGUUGAUAUUGACGAACUCCAACAGCUUGACACUGACAUCUUUACAACCACUUUUGUGUUAAAAGAAGGGAGUAAUGUUUUCAACCCUGACAAGCCAUUUACUGAGUGGCUAGAGUCGAAGAACAAAGAGAUGUAUGGUGAAAACUGGAAAGAGGUCAUCAGGAAGGAAGUUGCUGAAACAAACGUGGAAGCCAACAGCAAUGACUCUGACGAAGGAAAAACGACAGAAGAAACCACUGAGAACAACAAAGAAGAAGAUUUGACUGGAAAGGCGGAAGAAUUGAAUGCGGAAAAGGAGUUGGAACACGCGGAAAAUAAAGCAAAAAUGAAGAAAAAUGUCUAUACGGACACACUCGACAGUCUGCAGCAGAAGAUAUUUGUCCAGUCGAAAAAACAAACUCGAUUUGGGUAUGAAAAGGACGAUGAAUUCAUCGACGACGAGGACUUUGAUAAAGUCCCAAGAAGGACUAAAGCAGUGGAAGCUAAAGUUGUUGAGAAAAAGGAGACGAAACCGCGAAAAGACAAAGAGAAGGACAAGGAUAAAGAAAUAGUCGAAACGAAAAGGAAGAAGAAGUCCGACAGGAGAAGCAAAAAGAGAAACCAGAGGAAGGAAGAGAGCGAAGAAGGGAAUGAAGAUGAGUAA